Molecule: messenger RNA, 4585 nt
Organism: Pieris brassicae (large cabbage white)
Lineage: Eukaryota; Metazoa; Arthropoda; Insecta; Lepidoptera; Pieridae
Product: coiled-coil domain-containing protein 6
Exons: 11
Coding region: 215-1468 (417 amino acids)
Source: RefSeq, a predicted model, not a curated record
UUGACUCUUGUCUGUGAUUUGUUAAAGAAAUUUUAAGAUUUUUAUAAUUUUCCUGUGUAUCUUUAUUGUCGCACUGCUGCAGUUGCAAAUAAUUUGGCCACAUUCUCAUUAAAAUAAAAUUGUAUUAUAAUUUUAGUAGUUUUUGUAAUAAAUCCAAAACGAACUUGAUGACAUUUUGUUAGUGUCUUCGGUGUUACAUAGUGCAGAGGAAAAUAUGGAUGAUACAGUAAUUUCGCCAGGGCAUAAGAUGGGUGAUUCGGCCUCUGAGAGCGAUUCGAGUUCUCUCGACGGCGGAGCUAUGUUACCUCCCAGCACUGUUACACGAGACCAACUUCAAAAAAGAAUUGAGUCACUACAGCAACAAAAUAGAGUAUUGAAGGUUGAACUUGAUACAUACAAGUUAAGAGUAAAAGCACUUCAAGAAGAAAACCGAGCCUUAAGACAGGCUUCGGUGUCAAUACAAGCUAAAGCAGAGCAAGAAGAGGAGUAUAUAUCUAACACUCUAUUGAAAAAAAUUCAAGCCUUAAAAAAGGAAAAGGAAACACUUGCUCAUCAUUAUGAACGGGAGGAAGAAUGCCUUACAAAUGAUCUUUCUAGGAAAUUAAAUCAGUUACGACAAGAAAAGUGCAGAUUAGAGCAAACAUUGGAACAGGAACAGGAAUGUUUGGUCAACAAAUUAAUGAGGAAGAUAGAGAAACUCGAAGCAGAGACUCUUGCAAAACAAACUAAUUUAGAAAGGCUUAGGAGAGAAAAGGUUGAAUUGGAAAAUACUUUAGAACAGGAGCAGGAAGCUCUUGUGAAUAGAUUAUGGAAGAGAAUGGAUAAGCUUGAAGCAGAAAAACGUUCCUUACAAAUAAGACUGGACCAACCCGUCUCAGACCCAGCAAGUCCCAGGGACAUUAGUAAUGGAGAUACAGCCUCAAAUCUUAGUAAUCAUAUUCAGACAUUGAGGUCGGAAGUGGUCAAAUUAAGAAACCAAUUGGCUGUGUCUCAAAAUGAAAAUAAAGAGAAAAUGCAACGCUUUGCCUUAGAAGAGAAACAUAUUCGUGAAGAAAAUAUUCGCUUGCAUCGAAAACUGCAACAAGAGGUGGAGCGACGCGAAGCGCUGUGUAGGCACCUAUCGGAAAGUGAGUCUUCGCUCGAAAUGGAAGAGGAAAGGCAGUUUAACGAGGCUUUUAAUGCGCGAUCACGCAGCGUGUCAUCCCCGGGCGGGUCGCGGCCAUUGUCGCCCUAUGCCACGCCUUUAAUGCCUACAGGGCUACCUCUAUCUCGACCAGUAUUGCAUUUCAAUUCGCAGCAAGGCCGUCGGCCAAGCGAGCGGUUCGUGAAGCCGGCCGUUCCGUGUGCCAUCGGUUUGCCCCGAGGCCCAUUUGAAGCUCCUGCGCCGGCCCCGGCCCCACUAUCCCCGGCACUGUCCCCGGCGAUGCCUCAACCAGCUAGCCCCAUGGACACCUCCUCUAAGGACUGAAUGAUCACUAAUACCCCCUAGUAUGAGAUUUUGUUAUGUUUAUUACCAUCGUGUAUCGCCCGUUUAACUUCACUCGUUUUGAGCAGUCAAUUGUCAAAUUUAUAUGACGUUUGACAUUUACGCUUUUCGUUCUGGACCCCAAUUUGUGGGAUAGUAUAUGUUGCCACGUCAAUAUAGAUUUAUCAUAUACAACUGUAUACAUUUUUGUUCCGAUAUUUCCUUUACAUGGUUACGAGUUGACUAAGGAUUACAUGUCAUUGAAAAAUGGCUCGCAGGAUUCUUUAUUUUGAAUUAAUAUUUUAAAAAAAAUAUUGACACGUAAUUAUGUCAUAAACUGAUUCAUAAAGUUAGUCUGUGGGUAUGUAAUUAUGUCAUAAACUGAUUCAUAAUGAUAGUCUGUGGGUAUAUAAAAAGUUUGUAUUUAUUCGCUGACACAAAAACUUUUUCUGACUCAGGAGAUCUACUCUAAAAUUGCCGGUUAUUCUACCAGACAUUGAUAUUAUCCAAUUUAGUGUGGAUUAAAGUAACUAUUUAAUUUAACUAACAAAUUUGGGGUCCGACUUAGAAAUGUUUUAUCAAUUAACAAUCAAAACUUUGCUAAUGUGUCAAAUUUUUGAUCUGUCAAAAAGUAUUUUACGAAAUUAAAUUCUCUUAUUCAAUAAACUGUCUCUUUUCAUCACAACGUAAACACAAUUCAACAGAAAGAGACGAAAGUGCUUUAGUGAAAUAUGAACACCACGGGAUAUUGGUGUUGAAUGAUUUGACAUUUAUUUUGGGAAAAAUAUUAUGUUUUGAUCAUUCUAGGGGUGGGAUGGGAUGCCUUUCGCGGCCGGCUUUUAGAUUGUGGCUUUAUGAAAAUACAAUGCGCGCCUUUUUAAACUUUGCUUUUUUCUAUUCAGGAAUUACUUAUCAUAAUUCAAAGUAUUUUUAAAUUAUAUCAUGGUAACCAUGGUAACUAAUAUGUUUAGCUAAUUCCGCGUUUUAUAUCUUAUAUUAAUUUCUUUAUGGCUUUUUAGAACUGUCUUCUAUGUUUAUUGUGCAUUGUGACGACAACUAACGCCCGAGUUCUAUAUUUAAAAACCAAUCGAAGUUGCUACUAGUCGUAUAAAUUCAAAUUAUUAAUAAUGACUAGUUUUUAAUUGAAGAAGGCGUAACAGACUAGACUAGAGAAAAGAAGAUAUAGUCCUUAUUUUCACCUCAGUUAAAGUCUCUUCUACUAUCUUCACUUUCCAUACGGCGUCAAUGUAUUUGGUGUGUAUCUAAAAAAAUAUUGUGAAAUCGCGCAUUGUACUUUCAGUUGGUACUUUCUUUUAUAUCAAGGAUUUGUAAAGAUUUAAAAGUCAAAAUAAUUCUCAUGAAACCUAGGCCUGGAUGUGUCAGUUUCCACCCAGGUCUUUCACGGUAGUCCGCUCCGGGAGCGUGAAAAGUCUGUCAUACUUUCGAAUUUGAGACUAUAUGGAAAUUAAAGUAAUUUUAUUCUAGUUUUAGUUUUUCUUCAAUUUGACUCGCUAUUGAAAUUUAUAGACCGGUUAUUUGGUUCUAGACAAAUAAAAAUUAUAUGUGAGCUUGUGUGUACAACGGAUACGUGUGCGUUAUUUUGACUUUUAAAUAGUAAUUCAGGGUCGUUUUAUUUAUUGUUUUUAUUUGAUUCUAACAACAUUUUUAUAUUAUGUUUUCACGUCAAUGGAAUUGAGUAUGCUCUGGCGGAGCAAAAAAUAUUUUUUAAUAUUGUAUGCGGGCUUUCAUUUUGAUCAUGACAUUUUAACCGUGGUUGUUUUUCGAGUUCAAUAAAUCCGGCCGUAAUUGUUACGGGUCGUAUAUCUGAGGCCUCUUCUUGUAACAAUGAUAACGUUAUGUCCAGGGGUUCUGUCGAAGGAAUAGUAAAUGUUUCGGCUUGGUAGUCACAGGAGUGUCUUCUGUAGGAGGGUGGGGUCUUCUAGGGAUCUAUAGUUACAGUUGACAUUUUUUUAGUAUUCUCGUUAUAUUGUUAACGUGUUUAAGAUGUUUUGAUCAAAUAUUCUAACAUACUCGCGGUUGGUCUAUCAGCUUACGGCUUAAUAGAUGUAAUUAUUUUAUUGUAUGCGGCUAUAAGGCGACAUAUAAUUGUGCACAUUUUGCGUCCUCGUGUAUAAUACGUGCACAUCGCUCACUGCCUUUUAGAUUGCGUACGAUCCUUCGUGGAUAUUGUGAACUUCACUAAGAAUACCUUGCUAUCCUGUUAUGACAUUCUGCGCAGCUAGAAAUCAAAUUUAGAAUGCGUUUUUGAAAAAAGGAGCGACAUCGUGUGGUUUAAGAACGGUAAACAAAAGACGAUCGCGUGAUUCCUUUGUUUGCAAAUGGAACGUGUCGAUUGUUUGUAAUUGGACGCUCCCCGACCAAUUACAAUGAAGCAAUGCGAUUCGACGUUCCAUUUUUGAAAUGGUCGAGAUUUAGCGCUAAGCAUCACUUGUGUAUUUCAAAAAUGUAUUGGAUGAUACACGGGAGUGUUGUGUCUAGGCAUCUCGCUUUAUAUACCCAAUGUAUAUAUUAUUUUGUUUAUAAAUGUACCAGAGAAAUGCUUUUAAUCCGCCAAAGGAUCGUGCGUAAUCGGAAUUACUCGGAGGUUUUGAUAAUUAAGGCUCGUCUAGUGUAAUCAUGUUUUAGUUAGAACUGGAUAUAUUGGGCUUGACUGUAUGGCAGUGGGUUCUGUAUAUACUGUGUUAACUUGGGUAAUGUCCUUGCCUUAGCCAAGAACAUUUAACAAAGGCUCGCGGAAUUUCUUAGAAAGUGGUCACGUGUUCAUUCACAUCUGUCACUUGUCGAUAUUCUUGGCUAAGGUCCUGCUCAAAGGGGUUAGUUUUAAAGAUUUAGCGCGAAAUUACUCUUACGUCAAAAAAACAAUACAUUUUUAACAGGAAUUUUGCGUUAAGUCUCCAUUAGCCAUAGACAGCAAUAACUGAGCAGCUCUUGAUUUUGGACAGAACCUCGUGCCGUGAACCGCUCUUGACCGUUUUGUUUUGUUGUUUUGGCAUUUGGAGAGCGGUGCAUGCCGGCUCACUGCGUUCAAUUGCGAUAAUUUUCACUUAAACAGUUUAUUUUUUUCAUGUUAUUAAAGAAAUAUAUAUGCAUUAAUUAUUG